Molecule: messenger RNA, 2643 nt
Organism: Onychomys torridus (southern grasshopper mouse)
Lineage: Eukaryota; Metazoa; Chordata; Mammalia; Rodentia; Cricetidae
Gene: Arl6ip6
Product: ADP ribosylation factor like GTPase 6 interacting protein 6
Exons: 4
Coding region: 434-1114 (226 amino acids)
Source: RefSeq, a predicted model, not a curated record
CGGUAGAGGCGGAGCUAACACGCCGGAGGGAGACAGCGAUUGGUCGUUAGGAAGCAGCGAGAGCUGGGCGGGGGAGCUGGUGUGAUGGGAGGGGGAGGGAACGGGCGGUGCGCGCCCACAGGCCCUGGAAGGGCCGAGUAAGCCCGGUUGAGUGUGUGUGUGUGCGUGUGCGUGUGCGUGUGCGUGUGCGUGUGCGUGUGUGUGUUCCGGGGCCCCGGGCGCGCGCUCCCACCGCGCAUCCGGAAAAGGAGCCCGCGGGGCGGGGGGCGGGGGGAGGUAGGAGUGGUCGGUCUCCACUCGCGCACCCCCACGGCUCCGCGCGCGUUGGUUGGGCCCGCCGGCAGCCGUCGCUGAUUGGCUGUGUCCGGGGCGGGGGCGGGGCAGCGGCGGACGCUCGCCCGCCCUCCGCGGGUCUCUCUUGUCUUUUCCCGCCAUGUCGUUUGUAGCUAGCGCCAGGUCCGCGGCCGCUCGACGGCGCCGCCCGGUCGCCCCGGGCCCCGCGACUCGGCCUGGGUAUUCCGACUUCACUCAGGGUGAUGGCUGGGGCGAGGGCGAGGUCGACGAAGACGAGGGAUGCGACCAAGUGGCCCGCGACCUGCGGGCAGAGUUCUCAGCCGGGGCGUCCUCGGAGCCCAAGAGGGCCCCGCGACUCCCGGGAGUCGGAGACGGGUCGCCCGUCCUGCCCGAGAAGCGCAACGGCAUCUUCCCGGCCACUGCGGCCGCCAGAAGCCAGGCUCGGCGGUGGCCCGUCCAGGUCCUCUCCAUUCUGUGUUCGCUGCUCUUCGCCGGCCUCCUGGCUGUCCUCCUCGCCGUCGCCUACCUGAUCGUUAAAGAAUUGCAUGCAGAAAAUUUGAAAAAUGAAGAUGAUGUAGAUACUGGGCUGUUAGGGUUCUGGUCUCUGCUGACACUAUCUCUAACAGCUGGGUUCUCCUGUUGCAGCUUCUCUUGGACAGUGACUUAUUUUGAUUCUUUUGAACCAGGAAUGUUUCCGCCUACUCCUCUUUCACCUGCUAGAUUCAAGAAACUGACUGGACAUUCUUUCCACAUGGGCUAUAGUAUGGCAAUUUUGAAUGGCAUUGUAGCUGCUCUUACUGUGGCGUGGUGCCUCAUGUAGGGUAAUAUUGCUGGUGAAAGUCCUGAUUGUUUUAUAGUAACAGAAAUGAACAUUGCCUACUCAGAAGACUGAAAUGUGAUUCAGAUACAUACCGUCAUCAUCAUCGUCGUCAUUAUGGAAGACCUUAUAGAGCAUCAUUUCAGAUACUAGGCAAUGGGAAUAUUGGAGUACUUUCAAAUACUUUCUUAAAAGUAUAAGAUGUUUACCUCAUCUUUUUACUUUGGUUUAUGUAGUUUUAUAAGUUACAGAAAAUAUUUUAAUGAAAAUCAAACUUGGAAACUUGAAUACAGGAUAAUGCCUACCUUUCUAUGUAUACUCCUUUUUUUUCUAACAAAUGUUGAUAUUACUGGUUGAGAUAGAAGUAAUUCUUAUUUAUAUAUUACAUUAAAAAAACACUGCUAACCUACUGAACCAGGUUCCCUGGGUUGGAAGCCAGCCUGUAGCUGCACAGUGAGACCGGUUCAAAAAAAGAAGAAAGAAAACAAUGCCUUUGCUUUUUAACAUUUUAUAGAAACUAUAUCAGUGUUUGAUAAUCAGUAGAAUGUAAAUGUGCAUUUAUAUUUUUUAUGGAGUAUACCUAGGGGUUUUAUAUAUUUUCAUAAUAUUAAAUUUAUGUUUUUAAAAUGAUUACAUUUAUACCUAUAUGGCUGUAAACUUUAUUUCUUAGCUGGUGUAACCUGUCCUUUACUAAGUUUUUUUGUUUGUUUGUUUGUUUGUUUUUGUUUUUUUAAGCAUUAAGGCACAUUGAUUUGAGUUUAAGAUUAAGUAAAUUUAUUUUUUAACAAAAAUACGGAAAAUUCAGGGUAAACUAUUAGUCAUUAUAAUGUUAAGAAAUUUGAACUGUUAACCAUUUCUAUUUUCCACAAUUGAAAGUAUUUAUUUUGAUGUAUAUAUCAGGGUAGCAAAACUUGUACUACUUUGUUUUUAGUAAAAUGAAAACCUGAAUUUUUUUAAGUAGAAAAGGUAUUUUGAUAUUCUGUAUAUGUAUAUGUAAUUAAACUUCAAUGUGUAUGUUGUAAUACAUAGAUAUAUAGAUAUAUAGUUUUAUACUUUUUCUGCUUAAAUAUUUUGUCAUGUUAAGAAUUUUUGUUGUUUUCAUAGUAAUUAAUAAGCCUUAACUGUUUCUGUCCUGCUCGAUAUUCUAAGUGUUUAGAAAGUCAACUCAAUUUUAGAAAGUUGAAUGAUUUACACAGCUCUUUUUCCUGGCUGUAGAAAAACUUAGAUAAGGAAACCAUUGUGUAUUCUAGCUAAGUGGGAAAUGCUUAUGUUUAUGUAGUGCAUUUGCAGCCUCUGAUGAUUGCUGGGAUCUAAAAGUCUGACUUUUCCUCUAUAUUCUCAAAAAUAAGAAAAAAAGUCAUUUCCAUUUAAUUGGAAAUGGCUCAUAAUGUUCUAAUUUAAAAUGAGAGAUGAAGAGGGACAUAGAUAGGGUCUUACUAAAUACCAACUGUUCCAUCAAUUAUGAUUGUUAAAAAUGAUUCUACUGUUGUUUUUUAUUUGCUCUUUCUCAUACAAUAUACUUGACAUUAUUU